Neocloeon triangulifer is the source of this 1171-nucleotide messenger RNA. Its product is annotated as probable rRNA-processing protein EBP2 homolog. The transcript is spliced from 6 exons. Lineage: Eukaryota; Metazoa; Arthropoda; Insecta; Ephemeroptera; Baetidae. Gene Ontology annotation, cellular component: preribosome, large subunit precursor; nucleolus; nuclear periphery. Gene Ontology annotation, biological process: ribosomal large subunit biogenesis; rRNA processing. The record is from RefSeq and is a predicted model, not a curated record. The coding region runs from base 91 to 1110 and encodes 339 amino acids.
AGUAAAAACUAGCGAAAUAAACAAACCCACGUGUUGAAACAACUUUUUGUUGAAGUUUUUGCGAAUUUCAAUUUCUACACCUCAAACGAAAUGGUUACCGUCAAAGUAUUAGAAGAUGAUCAAGAUCUUGAAUCUGAGUCCGAAUCUGAGAUGAGCCUAGGGGAAGAGGAAGAAGAAGACUCUGAGACGGAAAGCGACGAGGAAAUGUUGAACUUAGAUUCCGACUCUGAACUUCAAGAAGCUUUUGAAAAGGGAGUUUUGAAGCCUGGAACUGUUUUGAAGGACCCCAAGUUGGCUAAACCACCGAAAGUCAACACAAAUAAUGUGCAAGGGCUCAAGAGGAAGCUGGAUGAAUUCAAACUAAAAGAGAAAUGGAUAGAGCGACUUGACAUAGUCUCAGGCCAAGCGCCUUUGGCUCCUGAGCUUGCUGAAAAACUUGAAAACCAGCAGCUCAUUACUGACAAAAAUGAAUUGGCUACCAGUGACUUUCAGCGUGAGCUUUAUUUCUACCGUCAGGCACAGGCCACAGUUCUUGAAGCGAUACCUCGUCUCAAGUCUAUGAACAUUCCGACUAGGAGGCCGGAAGAUUAUUUUGCAGAAAUGGCCAAAACUGAUGAGCACAUGCAAAAGGUCAGAGCUAAUUUGACAAAGAAAAAGACGGAAGAAGAGCGUAGAGAAAAAGUCCGCAAUUUUAGGCAGCAAAAGAAAUUUGGUAAAAAGGUCGAGGCUGAGGCUAGAGUGGCAAAGCAAAUGCAGAAGAAGGCAAUGCUUGAUGAGGUCCGAAAGUUUAGAAAAGGUCAAAGAAAAGAUCUUGAUUUCCUUGAUGAUGACAAACCUACGAAAAAGAAAAAUGAGAACACUCCCAAUGAAAAAGGCCAGGGAAAAUCUAAAAUUAAAAGAUCUCAGUUCAGAAGAGAAGCCAAGGAUAAAAAGUAUGGGUUCGGUGGCCGCAAACGAGGAAAAAAGACCAACACUAGAGAUAGUGCAUCUGAUGUCUUCAACACUGGGAAGCCAUCUGGCAGACCUGGUGGCUUCAAGUCUAAGGGAAAGAAUCAACAACAGAGGCCUGGAAAGAACCGGAGGCAGAAAAUGAAGGGCGGUAGAAAGUGAAAAUUUUUAAGUGGGUAUCUUUUGAUUCUUUGGUGGAAAAAAUAAAUAUGCAUAAAUUGGA